CAUAUUUUUAGUCCUAGCCGUCGUCCUGGGUCUCUUCCUUGGUUCACCAUCACCGUCGACCGGCAGAACUUCCAGCAGCAUCGGCAUCUCAGAAGUAGAAAAAGCAAAAGAAAAAAAGAAAACGUUGGAGACUCUCUCCUCUCCUUUUCUUUCCCUUACACGAUCUCACUUCCAUCACCUCGAUCCUGCGAUCUCGCUCCGUCUCUUUCUGUAGUUUCACGUCUCUCGCUUCUUCCAUUCACCUGCUUUUCCGCAGCAGCAACAACAACAACAACCAGCAGUCGACAGGUGUUCAUUCGUAUACUUAGACGAUUGUGUUCAUUUUAACGCAUUCGAUCGUCGCAGUGCAACGGCGUCUAAUGUUGAAUGCAUUCGAUUGGUAUUCUACCGGAUAAGUUUGUGCGAAGUGAAAUAGUCAAGGAAAUAAUCACUUCUGAUUGUUGGAACCAUCGGGAAGCAUCUGGAGAAGUUGCUGCAACAUCUUUAAAAGUGUCCAAAACAAAUUCAAAGAAGUUUUAAUAUCGGGAAGAAACCGGGGAAGCACUGGCGGCUUCAGAAGAAUUUGGAAAGUUUUUGAAGGAAGUUAUACUUUUUGGAAAUACACUGGGGAGAUACCAAAAUUCCAGAAGUUUCUAGAAUGUGUCUGAAAGCUCCUGGAUACGAGAUGUAAUUGUGGAGUGAGUCGUAAGCCUUAAGAAGGACUCUGUUAGUUUCUAGAAAAAGGAAAGAAAGAGGACGAUGUGAAGAAACAGAAAUAUUAAUAUUUAGUGGACCUUCUUUACGAACUUACUACAAUUUAGGAAAAGUUCUGCUAUGUUAUUGUCAUCUUUGAUCUCCAUCAAAGUUUAGCAGACUUGUGAGAGUUUCGUUUUUCUUUCCAAAACCUGUAACAACUCCUGAAGAACUUGACGAUAACAUUUAAGAGUUCGAAAAAGACACUGUUUAGGACUUAGUGUUCAGUAAGAGUCUAAUUUUUUUGUGUUGAACCACACCACUUACAUAAACAAUUGAGUGAACUUGUACAGUUUAAAGUUUGUAGAGGAACUUGUAACGAACUGCUAAAAAAGACAACAUUGCGGAAGUUCGUGUACAAAUUUCAUGAUUUAAUUACGUUAAAUAAUUAACAAAGAAUUUUUUGACCAUAUUUAACGGUCAGUGAAACUUGGUGACGGACAAUAUCGCGUGCAUAGUUUUUUUUUUUUGAAUACUUUACUUUUACUUUCUUGAUGUGUUUUCGUUCGUUCGUUGCUGCACACAAGUGAUUGAAAAGAAAAUUCGGGUCAAUGGGAGAUGGACAAUAAGGAUAUAUUUCUAAUAAAUGCAAAGAUACAUUGAAAAUGGCUGCAGGUACCCUCCUGCUCCGGCAACCCACAACCUCGCCAUUAACAUCCCUGGUCCAGUUGGCUUUGACAAAGAAGCCACCCUUUUUGCGGUACGAGCUUCAUUGUGAAUUGGACCAGUUAAAGCUACUUCUACUUCCAAAAGGAGUUCCUUCUCCUGAAUAUGCGCGUCAACCGAGGGAAAAACAACUCCCGAUGAGAACUGCUCUUUUGGACAAGAACAUUCAUCUUCCGAAGAGACCAUCUCAAGUGUCCGCGUAUAAUAAUAGCAAAAAUCCAUCUAUAAAUGUCGACGAGGGUUUUGAAUCUGACAUAGACAGCGUUUCGUUGCUAUCUAGUGAAGAUGGAAAUCCUGCUGGUGACACGAACGUCAGGUCACACGAGACAGAUAGUGCUAACGGGUCGGCAGGCUCAGAUUCAGACGAUACAGAUGUCCCGUCACCUUCGAAUAUCGAUCCAGAAAAAUUGGACGCGGAUGUGAACCGAGUCGAACCGGAAAAAGAACUGAAACGUUUUGAAGUGUUUGAUCUAGUCGAUUGUAUGUGUUAUACUGACGUUAGCGUGGCCGAUCUUUUAAUUUUCGUUAUUAAACAAGAAGUGCUAGUGUUUAAAUUCGAGAGUAGCAAAUGUUUGGAGACUUUUUACAAGAGUUUUAGUACGCUCAAAGCCAUAUGUAGCCAGAAGGCGUACGGGAAGUCUCUCGGAGGCGCGACCAAGUUCAAUUUGCUCCAAAGGACUGACGAAAACGGCGUCACUCACAUUCAAGUGACCAGAGAAGUGAACGUUGCCCAGAAUACGACGAACGAACCAUGUCGAGAAGCUAACAGUACCGAGACCACUCCCAAGGAGAUUUCUCCAGAGGUAGACCGUACCAAGAAGGUGUCUACCGUUUUUCAUAAAAGAUCUCUAUCUACGGAGAACAUCCUCGACCAGAACAUUACUCAGACGGAAGUUCGAAGUGUGCCAGAAAGAAAUUUAAUUAGUGCCCGAACGAUACUUAGGAAAGUUUGGAAUUCGGCGGAAGAUUUAUUGGACGGUCCUCAAAGGCCCGAAAGGCGUAAAAAAACAAAGUCUAAAGCCCCAGAACCACCAAUGGCAUCUUCCAAAGACGACAUCUACAAAGGCCAAUACGUUAGGGUUUGCGUACCAUCGGCAAACAACAACAACAACAGCAUGCUGAAGAAUCCUUUGGUCCUUGCCAAAACCAAAAUAGAUUCUCCUAAAAGUACAAAAUCUAUGCCAUUGCACAAAGAAAAGCAUCCCUCUGCGUACUUUCCGAAAUCCGCCACUACUACAACCAUGACUUCCAGGCCUUAUCAGCAGUUUAGAUAUGCCAAUUUCUUCACGGGUUCCGAAUUGAGUCAAAAUAAGUCCAAUUGGACUAAUUCUGUGCCGAGAUUUUUUAAGAAAUCCAGAAGUCGUAGCGAAACACGGAACUUAACCCCUAUGGCCUACAGAUACGUCGACACAACUCGAAAUGUCAUCGAUAAGGAACUGGAAGGGGGACCCCAGACAGCUGACAUCUCGAAAUCAGUUUCUAACCGACUGUUCGGAAUGUCGUCCAAGUUGAGGGACUUUAGUUCUGUGCCUUAUAAUAUGAAUACGAUAGAGAGAAGUUCAGAAUAUUCAAGGGAGCCGGGGGAGUUGCGGAACUUUUUGUACAGAUCCUCGCCCGAUUUUUAUACCAGGUAUCCCGACGAACCUGACAGGCCAAACAGGAGCACAUUAGCCGAUUUGACGCUCAGAUUGGGCCACGGUGCCGGAAGUCUCAAAAGUGUCAUAAAAAAAAACGAUAAAAAGAAAAAAUCGAGCGAAAAAAAAGUUACUUUCAGUGCCUAUACUACAGUACAAGUUGUUUAGUAAUUUUUUUUACAAUGGAAAAACAAUAACACAGAUCGUUUUUUAUUAUUAUAUAUUUGUGUACGUUGUGUAGGUACCGAAGUCCGCGAGUGAAGUUAUUUCCCUAAAGAGGAAAAUGCAAUAAAUAAUAACAUUGUCCGAUAGCCUUUCGUUAUAGCGAUUAUUGAUUUCUAAAUUUUUUUAUAAUCACGAAGAAAGUGAGAGUUCCUACCGUAGACUUCGGUACUGUACAGUACGUUAACUAACAAGCUUUUUCAUAAAAUUUAUCGGAAAAAUGACCAAGCAAAAAUUUGGUACAGUUGUUUUCUUUCCAAUUACUUUCUGAUCGUCACGCUACAACGAGCCGUUCGCAAAAUAUACAAACAUGUACAACACAAAUCUCUGUAUCCUUAUAUAAAUUUUAGUCGCCAAUGGACUACGCACUUAAUGACUGCUAUAUUUAAUUAGUAAUGCUCAUUUGUUUUCAUGUUAUCACACGGUAAUACCCUUUAGAAAAUAAAGAUGCAUAUAUUACCAGCAGUUUGAUGGAAAGUAGUGAAGGUAAAUUGUACACCCCUGAUUUUACAAACUUUAGAUUCCUUUCGAGAUUUUAAGACAUUUUUUCCUUUACAGUUUUCUUAUCGGAUGCUUAGUUACUGAGUAGUUACGUAUUGAAAGUUGAAGUAAUCGACCAAUCAGAGCUCGUGUUGGUAGCUGCAAGGUGAAAUAGGCGGAGUCUGACUUCUGCUGUUCGGUUGCAGCAAAAAUGGAGCGCUGUUAUUGGCCGAUCGAUUUUAACUUUUAACUGUUAAUAACUCAGUAACAAGAAGUCGUAUUGAAAAACUGCAAAGGAAUAUUUUUCUUGGAAUCUCGUAAAGAAUUUAAUGGUCUACUUAUUUUAAAACAUUUUCUAAAUUUGAUUAAUAUUUCGUCAUAUUAUUGGUUGUACCGUUGUCCGUAUAAUUUACCUUGGCUUGUAAAUUAUUUCGUUGGUAAAAUCAAGCCACAUAAUUCAUUUAAACGAAAGAGGACACAUCAUGCAGCUAGAGGGCCAUAUAUUUUAUUUCUUAAGAAAUAAAAUUUUAUGGUCACCUCGUACGUCUUCUUUUUAUCAUCACCAUCGCCGCUACUAUCAUCGACACAAAAUCGUAACGUACGGUGAAAUUGACAUGGGUCUGCAUCUUCAUUUUACUGUUAUCGGAAAAUAGCAUUUAACCUGCAUCAUACAUACAACAUAUAUAGUACAUACAUACCCAUAUACACAUGUUGCUGUACCAUAAUGUAAAUAAUAAUAAGGAUAAUCUUUAUUAUAUAAACAUUUACAAAUAAUAAACAAAUAUAUAUUGUGA
Molecule: messenger RNA, 4528 nt
Organism: Agrilus planipennis (emerald ash borer)
Lineage: Eukaryota; Metazoa; Arthropoda; Insecta; Coleoptera; Buprestidae
Exons: 2
Coding region: 1338-3200 (620 amino acids)
Source: RefSeq, a predicted model, not a curated record